GGGGUGGGGUGGCUAGGUAGUUUAGACCAUACAAGCUGUUCAACUCAACUAGUCUGAGUGUGAACACUGCACGAUUAAUAACGGAGUGUUGCUGUUGGUCAGUUGUAUGGCACAGAGGAUGCUAUUAGUAGUAUAGGUGUUCAACAAUCGCCCCGUCCGUCGGACGAUAUAGUCCGUAAAUCGAUAUCGAUAUAGAAGUAUAUCGAUAGAAGUAUGAUAGUAGUGGUCAGUGAGUGAGGACAAGCAAGCAGUGCUAACUAGUGUAUCUGAAGGUGUCUAGCUAUCGUGCUGACUAGAAUAUCUAUGUAGUAGUAUGUAUUAUAGGUGGCAAACAAUACAAGGACGACUGUUGCUGUGCUAGUCAGCUAGUCACCGUCAGUCGGAGUCGCGGAGGUCGACGGUUAGGUUGUGUCCGUGUGUGGGCGUCUGCCGGGAUUAUGUGCAUGCUGCACUGGAUGCGUCUGUCGACUGUCUGCAGACUACACCCACGUGUCGUAACUCCGCCGAUCAGUUACACUGUGCAGUCAGCCUUAUAAAGGAGUCGGCGUUAGUUACUUGGGCUUCAAAAAGACUGGCUUGGUGAAUGUAUGUGUAUUUUCAACCAGGUAACCUCGUGAAAUCACGCGUUUGUUUGACGAAUUUUCUCAAUCUGCGUAAAAUAAUUUUCGAGUUCAUGAACCACCAAGAACUGACCAGUAUCGUUGAUUAUUAUCUACUGAUCUUUGUUUCUAUGGUCCCGUGUACCAUUUUGUGUUCAAUUAUAAUUAUCAGUAGCCUACAUAUAUUUGUUGUAAUUUCGCAGGCUAGUUGAGAUCAAGUUGAGCUUAGCUCAGUAACUGUUAUGUAUAUUAACAAUCGAUUUCUCUCGUGCUUAACCGAAAAGGAAAACAGAAAUUUCGUCGAACGAUCUGUGUGUUUUCCGAAGUGUCACCGUUUGCAUUAUUUUGGAAUUUCCCAGAAGAUAACAUAGUGCAUUCUGUUAGUGAUAAGACAGUUGUGCACUGCGAACAACAGCCGACGAGAGUUGGCAGUUUUGUGUUGAAUUAUCGAGAACGGCGUGCAGAUGUUAGUGGCGGUGGCAGUGGUGAUGGUGGUUGUGCUUGAUGCCACUCAGCAAGUGCUGAUGGCCCCAAUCUACAGCAACAAUAUGGCGUCGAUCAUGACUCGAAUCAUCGAGGCUGAAGUUUGGAUCGAUGACAGACCAGUCCCGUUACCUCCUCGAGUCUGCGCUGAUGGAGAUGAUGCAUGUUCGAGCAGGUCGACGCCGAAGCCGCGACCGCCGGCGCCGACCGCACGGCCCAACGUCACAUUCCACACGUACGCGUGUCCACCCGCGUACGCCACCUGGUACUGCCUCAACGGUGCCACCUGUUUCACCGUCAAAAUCGCCGAAUCGCUGCUCUACAACUGCGAAUGUGCGAAUGGAUACAUGGGUCAAAGGUGCGAGUUCAAAGACUUAGAAGGGUCUUAUCUACCGUCAAGACAGCGUGUAGCGAGUAUAGCGUCAGGAGCGACAAUAGCUGUUUUCCUAGUAGUCAUUGUCUGUGCUUCACUCUACAUACGAUAUCAACGACGGUUAAAGCUCAGUCGAGCCACAAGUUGUGUGGAUGGUGGAGGUGACCUGGAGAGGAGGGAUCCGUUCUCAAGGCCCAGGCCAACGGCGUUACCUCUAAGUAGGGUCACAACGGAAUCGUCGUCAGAGUGCGCCACGACAUCGCUCUACAUGCACCAUCAUGUAGGGGAAGGGAGGGGGGAACCACCUAUCCCCCACCCUGCCGCUCCACCCUAGUACGCAUGCUUCAUCUGACUGAAAAACACUUUAGUGACUGUUCAAAAGAAACUGUUAUAAAUGUAUGCUAGUGAAUUGUGCGCAGCGCAGCGCAGCAUACGAUGCCUGGUGGCACCUAGUGGUCAGUGGUUACUAUACUAAGCCACUCAACUAAGCAACGACUGAUGGUGUUGGACACACACUCAACUAACACUGACAAGCCAAAUUCAACAACUGACACCCAUUUACUCACCCAGUCAUUUAACGACAACAUUGUGUCACACAUAUUAUUAAACAAUUUGAUCAACUUUCAUGUCGCAAAAUAACUUUGUAAUCAGAAUGAAUUAAAUUAAAGUCGUAAUGACCUAAUUAAUAGUUUUCAGUAGAUGGAUUUGUUUUAUUCGUCGCAUUUUAUUCGUUUUGGUAUCCAGAAUUGUAGUAAAAAACCUGAAUAAAUUUAAAAAAUUACAUUCACAUCUGAUUUUGAAACGUUUCUGAAAUUAAACGCUUAAUCUAGUUGAAAACAAAAAUAUUAUAGAGUGUUAUUUGUAUGUAUAAUAGAGUUAUGUUUAGUUCUCAUUGAACAAAAUUAUUUAGUUUCUAUAAAUUGAGGUUUGACAUUCCAAAAAUGUUUAAUUGUUGGUUUGUAUAUUGUAUCACUGUAGUAUAACUGAUCCUUUACUGAUGACACAAGUGUUAGAAUCUGGAAAUCGUUAGAAAUUGAAGCGUCGUAAAUAAUUCUAUACAAUGUGAUGCUUUUGGAGGAUUUUGUAAUCACUCCAUUAUCAAUAAUUUCGUGUCUAGAUAAAGUAAUCGCCAAUCAUCGAAUAAAGCUGUCAUCAUCGAAAUAAUCAAGUUAAAAUUGUUGUAAAUAAUCUGUAGAUAUAAUAAAAGUUGAGAAACCUAAUUAUGGUUGAAACAUUUCCAUCGGAUUUCAAUAAUAAAGUUGAAAGGUCUCUUUAUGUAUGAAAGUAAUGAACAAACUGUGCAGUCUCUAUAUAAUUAUUUUUGUUCUUUAAAAAAGGAUACAGUGUUCUUUUCCAGUCCAUUCGUUAUAAUUGUAUAGUAAAUAUGUUAAAAUACUUGGUUCCUAAUUUAUUAUUGAUAAUAUAAUAUAUACCGUAUAUAUAUAUUAUAUAAAUAUUAUUCUAUUAUUAUUUAAAUUUUUAGAAGAAAAUGUCUUUUGUAAAUAGCAUUGUUAUUGUCAUUUCACAAUUCCCUCCAUCUUCAUCGCCUUUUGAGUUUUUAUUGGUGACCUUGAAAUUUUCAAAGCAUUCCGUUACAAUUUAAUCUGUUUGUUCUUCCCAGCUAGUAGGCUUUUUAUUGUAUCUGGGCUCUAGUUAAAUCUGUACAACUGAUUUGAUUUUUGCACUUUCUUGCUUUUUUCAAUUAUUUUGAAAGUUUCAUAUUGGAAGUCAUAUUGGAAUGUAGACCCUUUGCAUUGAGCUGUUUUUUCAAUUAGUCUGUUGUCACAUACCAAAGAUAUUUUGUAAAUUAUGCUUGUAUGUAUUUUAGCCAGACUUUGUUAUCCAUGUUGGUAAAUAUAGUAAUAAUAGCAAGUUUUGUUGAGGGUCACCAAUUCCUAUAGCUUCAGUAUUAUUACAUCCUAAUAAUUCAAUUGAAACUGAUCAGACAGAACCAAAGCUAUUUUUAGGGUCCCUCAAUCAGUAAUUAGACCUAAUCAUUUAUGUUUAACUGUUGCAGAAUAAUUAGCACCGUUGAUUAUUAUUAUUAUAUUCAUUUCUUGCUAAUUUAAAAUUGACAUUUUUCACAUCUGUAGACUUCAAAUUAAAUGGUUAGUUCCUCUUGACUAAAGAAAUAGAAAUUAAUGACUUGAACAAUCAUGAUUCAUUUAUCGAAAUGAUAAGAUUCCUUUGUAGUAUUUUGUGACAUGAUAUAUCCAUAUUAAAAUGAUUUAUGAGUAUUUUUACCUAGCUUCAAAUGUCUUAUCUUAUUAAUACUAAAUUUCUUAUGUGAGAAAUUCAACUUUUAUGAAAAGAGGCUAUUAUCCCAUUUUCAAGUUUCAGUUUAAGAGUUUUAAACCAAAUCGCAACAUAUAUAUAUUAUAUAUUUAUUCUAAAGUGAAUAUUUUAACAUGCCAUUCUAGUAAGUAUAUUGUUUUACUUUUACGUAGAGUCGAAAUUUAAUUUGCAGUAUUAUCACAAGUGUAAUUAUAUCUUUUGUACAUUAUUUGAAGAUUAGUUUUAUCAAUAAUGAAUAGUUGAAAAAGUGAUGUCAAUGAAAAGCUUUAUAUUAUGAAGGAAGCAUGUCUAACAAGAGGAAUGAUAGAAUAAUUCAUACCAAAAUGUUUAUAUGCCAGCUGUUUGUAAUACAUUAGAAAAUUUCUGUAGAUAGGAUAUAUGUAGAGGUCUCGCAUUAAAUACAAUAUAAGCACUAAGAGGCUUCAGGUAACAAACGCCUUUGAAAGGAACAAAAUUCAAGUCGAGUACUGUACACUAUCAUCCUAUAGGAUACUAUGUAAUUUCUUUCACGUACACUAGUCAAUAAAAAACAAAACAAGGACAUUCUACAAUCAGUUAAUGUAAUCGAAAAUCAAUAAUACACUCUGCUUACCGUACCUUUGUGUUAAAUGAGUAUACACUGUAUGACAUAUGCUGUUAAUUUUAAUGUUAUUUCUGCUGAGAUGAAAAUCCUAAACUAAAUAAAGGUUGAAUAUUUAAUAAAA
Nilaparvata lugens (brown planthopper) is the source of this 4454-nucleotide messenger RNA. Its product is annotated as protransforming growth factor alpha-like. The transcript is spliced from 6 exons. Gene Ontology annotation, molecular function: receptor ligand activity; epidermal growth factor receptor binding. Bases 1064 to 1789 code for a protein of 241 amino acids. Gene Ontology annotation, biological process: epidermal growth factor receptor signaling pathway. The record is from RefSeq and is a predicted model, not a curated record. Lineage: Eukaryota; Metazoa; Arthropoda; Insecta; Hemiptera; Delphacidae.